AUGUCAUCACCACAAUCUAGACAUACAAGCUCAAGUUCAAACUACGAUAAUAACCUUAAUCAUUCAACGCCGGUGAUCAAACCCAAAUUGGACUCCAUUGAAACAUCAUCGGCCUCAUCUAACAAGUCCCCUCCUGUGACAGACCUGUUGCCGCCUAGUAAUCUCAGUGAUAUUGAAUCUGUCGACGAUAAGGAAAGGGAACGUACCCACAAAUUGCGUGUCGUCAACCCGGAAACAAUAACAACAACAGCAGGUGCAGAAGGUAAUGACGUAACUGUUGUACAACCGACAGCAACACCCACUAAACAGAAGAGGUCUACUUCACCAACACCAUCAAUUCAAGAAUCAAUAUUGAGUCGUGAUUUCCAAAGAACUGUCAGUGUCAAAUUGUCGCAAUUGCAUGAUACAUCCAGUCUCGAAAGUCUAUUGGCUAAACCAGCACAUCAACAGCCAGCUAAUUUGUCACGAGCACUGAAUAGGGAAUCAGUAUUUAGCAAUAUAAGUCAGUAUUCGGGAAGAGUGGAGCUGAGCGCACAAGCAGUUCCUGUUGUUUUGCAAAGAUCAGAUUCAACCAAGAUCAAAAGGGUGAGAAAUAAGAAUACCAAAGGUGACCAUAGCGACCAGGAAGGUGAACCUUCUGAAAUGAAGUCGGUAAAUACAGCAGAUCUGGUCGAAACUAGUCAACUUUUGAGGAUGGGGAGAACUUCACUGAAAACUUCACCUCUGGUACCAAAAGACAACUACGAUGUUGACGCUGACGUAGACGAGUCUGAUUAUGACGAAAGUUCGAUAUUAAUGGGGAAACUACCAACAACGAAUGCAUCCGACAAUUUGCAAUUGUAUCCCGAUAAGACGUUUGAAACGAGUGUUGAAGGGGCAAUACCUGCACGAUCACCGAGACGUCCUACAUCGAUGCUUCCACCAGGCACGACCUCAAAUGAAAUUGUCAGUGGCGUUGGCGAUAAAGCAGCAAGGAGAAGAACAAUGCAAAUCACUGAUGAUUUGGAUCAGUUAAUGCAAGACGCUACUUCAAUAUCCACAUUCAGCUCAAUGAAGAAUCACAAUGAACCAAUUGGGUUGGAGCCAGAGCGUUAUGAAGAUGAUGAAACAGGGGUGCACUCUGCUGAUGUUGUGGAUACAAAUGGACCUCAUGAUCGUGAUUUAUCAGAUACUGAAUCUCGUGGACCUGAGGUUCCUUCUCAUAGAUAUAGCACUGGCACGUCAUCGACAAAAAUGACUCCAUUACUAAACAAAUUGGCAGUGGAAGAUGAAGAUGAAGAUGAACACUUUGAUGAAGAUGAGCAUAGUGGACACGGAAACGAGUCUGAUUUAAUCACCAUAUCGAAGCGUGAGACUUCAUUACCCCCGCGUCCCUCGGAAGGGGAUAUACGUCGAGCAAGAAACGUAUCGGCAAACAUUCAAAGAAAACAGCAACAGCAACAGCAGCAAGGACAUGAAGAGUACUUUGUCAAUGAUGAAAAUCACGAGAACGAUGACGAAUACUACGAUAUUGACGAACCAAUCCAACAUCCAUCGCGAGGCAAAUCCGUCAAGAGCUCAAUUCGAAGACCAGCAAGAAACAUAACUAAUACUACGCCAACUGCUCACGACGCGGAUGAACAAGAACCACAGCGCGACUCUAAAGCAUCAACGAACAAGAAACACAAGAAAAGAAGUAAAGAUAAAACCAAACACCACCGCCACCAACAUCAGCAACAACAACAACAACAACAACAACACCCCCACCAUCGUGGUGGUGCUACUGGCGUUUCAUCCAGGGGCAACGAACUAAGACCAUUCAGCUACAAAACCCUAGUUUCAUUACUUGAGAGCAUGAAUGGAACCAUUAUUGGUGAAGAAUUUAAUUCAUUGAAUAUCCCCAUUCGAGAAAAACAAUUGAUUGAAAAAAUCAUUGAUAGUUUAUCUCGAUUAACGUCAGAUAUGAUUUUGGAUCAAGAGAGGUAUGAUGUUGGGUUGAAGAGGUUAGAAAAAGCAUUGAGAGUACUUGAAGGGUUCAAUUGA
This is a messenger RNA of Lodderomyces parapsilosis, 2022 nucleotides long. RefSeq lists its product as uncharacterized. The coding region runs from base 1 to 2022 and encodes 673 amino acids. The record is from RefSeq and is a predicted model, not a curated record. NCBI's taxonomy places the organism in Eukaryota, Fungi, Ascomycota, Pichiomycetes, Serinales, Debaryomycetaceae. The transcript has a single exon.